GGCUCUCUAUUAUUAAUUCACCUAUUCUGGAUAUUCCUUUUGAGUACUGGAGCACGCCUGGGUUGAAACUUACAACCCCAGCGGAGCUGCUGCGUAUCAGCUCGGUCCACCAGGAGGAACGCCUCUCCGCUUUGUACCUCAUACCUGCCGCCCACCUUCCCUUCCCGCUUUUGGGUCAGGCGGAGCGAGGCCGUGGUCAGGUGGCUUUGCCGUCCGGCUGACGUGGACUGGAACGAGAAGAACCCGCCCUAUAUCAGGCGCGGGCGGGUCGAGUGCGCUUGAGCGAAGCCAGGCACAGUAAGGGGGUGGCGCGCAGGUUGUGCGGUAUAAAUCGUCUCUCAGUGCCUUCCUUCCAAGGGAGGAACUGAACGGCUGGUUCUUCAAGGAGAUGGCUGCUGAGAUGGACCGUGGCAGCGAACAAGGUCUGCUGAAACAUGAAACAAUUCCUGAAGUUGGAGAGGAUGCAGCUGCUUCAGUUACUGUUGCAGAAGCUCUGUCUGAAGAAGAACAGGAUGAACUCAGAAGAGAGCUUGCUAAGGUAGAAGAAGAAAUCCAGACUCUUUCCCAAGUACUAGCUGCUAAAGAGAAAUAUCUAGCAGAAAUAAAGAAAAAAUUGGGAAUCAAUACAUUGCAGGAGCUGAAACAGAACCUUUCCAAAGGGUGGCAGGAUGUAACGGCAACACAUGCGUAUAAGAAGACUUCAGAAACAUUGUCUCAGGCUGGGCAGAAAGCUUCUGCUGCUUUCUCAUCAGUUGGCUCUGCCAUAACAAAGAAAUUGGAAGAUGUGAAGAAUUCCCCAACUUUCAAGUCAUUUGAAGAGAGAGUUGAAAACUUAAAGUAUAAGGUUGGAGUAAACAAGCCAGCUGGGGGUGACUUUGGAGAGGUCUUGAACUCUGCUGCUAAUGCCAGUGCCACAGAAGCAACCACAAAGCAGACGGAAGAGGAUGCUCAAUGAUUGUCUUGCCUACUUCCUGCUAUCCACUGCCAGAUGCUGCAGGCAAAUACUGAAGCACAACACCUCUGCUGUUGACUCUUUCAAGAUGUGCUUCUCUUUAGCACUUAACUUUAUAGCUAUUUAAUAUGUAGCUCGUGUAAACUCAGAGUAUUUUUUUUAAGACACUAUCUGGAAAUUUUCCACAUUUUGGGUAUUUGAAAAACAUUCCUGGCCUAAAAUCAUCACUAAGAUAGUGCAUUAUGAAAAUUAAAGAAGCUAAGAGUUUCAGCACUGUACAUGUUGGAUGCUGUGAUGAAUAGCAAGUGGUUCAUGUCCCAUGAAAGUCUGUUUCCACUUAUUCCACUGCAAACACUGAAAAGGCCUCAUCAAUCAUUGGCAUGAAAAGCUUUUGAACGGGUCUUGUUACAGGAACUUCCAGUGGCAGAAGAAGAUUGUUGGCUUCAACUCAUCCGUGUAAACUUUGACCAAAUAACAUGCCCAUUGUUAUAAUGGCUGGCAUUGAGUUCAAUGGUUCUAACUUAAUAUAUGCAACAUUAUUUUAGUGAGGUUACCAUGAACAAAUGUAUAUUGUCUUUUUCCCAAAUUUUUCCCAGUUAAACAUUUUGCUCUUGGAUAUUGCAAGUUUAAUUAACUCAGUUCUGUCUUUUAACUGCUGAAUGUUGCGGGAGUAAAAUAGAGUCAUCAGAUAUGAAGUCUGAGAAUAUGAACUGUAUAGGCUGAAAGUAACAGGGUAAAUGGAGUGGCUAAGAAGCACCACACUGAUAAAAAGUACACUGAUAAGACUUUAAUUCUCCCUCAUUUCUUUGAAAGAAAAUAAAGCUGGGCCAUGCUAUUUCUGGUACGUAAUCUAAUGUUUAUUCCCUUCUCACCCGCUGCCAUUUAAGUGAUUGAAGUGUAUGGUACCAACGGUGCUUCUAAAUUUAUGUGGGUUGGUAAACUUUAAGAUCUUGGAAAACGCACACUGGAACAGAUGUGAUAUGUAGCUGGUUUCUGAAUUUGUACCAGAGGAAGAGAGUCCUGUAGAGAAGCUGAAUUUUUUGAAUUGGCAAACAGUAUGAAAUCUGAAAACACAAGGUUGCAUUUAGAUAUUGUAACCUUUGGAAAGCAACUAGAAAUAUUAAAAAAGACUAAUCAAGCCUCCUACUGACCUUGUAAAGUGCACUUCACUUUAUGUGCCCGUACUGGAUAAUAUUCUGGCACACUGUAGGAUUUACAUUAAUUACAGCAUGUUUUUUGUUUACCACAUUUAAUCACCAUGCUUGGAAUGAACAUGAACCCAUUAUUAAAUGAAGCAUUGUAAUUCAAUACAAACAUGUCUUAUGCACCUGCAUCCAAACAUUCACAAACUACGUCUGUAACACAAUCACACUUGACAACUUUGUUUAGCAACGCAAAUCAAAUGUAAAAAAAAUCACUAAAAAUAAAAGCAAUGUAUUCCCAAAUAUAAAA
Heteronotia binoei (common prickly gecko) is the source of this 2404-nucleotide messenger RNA. RefSeq names its product tumor protein D52 (gene TPD52). Gene Ontology annotation, biological process: B cell differentiation. The record is from RefSeq and is a predicted model, not a curated record. Bases 389 to 955 code for a protein of 188 amino acids. Gene Ontology annotation, cellular component: mitochondrial small ribosomal subunit; cytoplasm. NCBI's taxonomy places the organism in Eukaryota, Metazoa, Chordata, Lepidosauria, Squamata, Gekkonidae. The transcript is spliced from 6 exons.